AGAUUAAACUUUCCAAACAGAUUAAACUCUUCCUUUUUAACACUGGUGAAGAAGAGAGCCAUUGGGAAUUUUGGAAAUAUGUUACAAAAUGCUCUAAGAGGUGUUCAAAGACUUUUUGGGUUUUGAACGUUUGCCAGGGCUUCGUCUAACAGACGUUGUUGUUCUUCGUGGCGCAGAGCGGAUCUAACGGCUGCUAGCUAACAGGCUGCACAGGUGCUGCUGAGCCACCGGCAGACAGGUGAACACAACUACACAUCUACACCCAUAGGACUGGUUGGAUAUUUGCCGAAAAAAACCCUCCUCUGGCUGAUUGCAGACUCCUAAUCCAAAAGUUGUAUUAAAUCCCAUCAUUGUUGCAUCCAGGUGAUAUUUAUUCAGCUGAUCUGUGAUCACUCAGAGAAGUGUAACCAGGGAUCUUAGACCUGAACAGCGUUUUUAAGUCUUUUCUUUGAUAGGUUUCUGUGUGUAAGUCUGCAGGAGCCUCACCAUGGUGCAGGAGAAGACAGACGGGACAAACAAAGACAUUGUCCUUCCACCAAUUCAACUGAAUAGAACUGCUUCGUCGUGGGGGUUGAAGAUCAAGAAAAAGCGGAUUGUGCCUCCCAAUCUGGGCAAGUUCAGACCAAUUGUGAACCAAUGCUGCCACCGGUGCACACCAGACAGUCUGUGCAAGAACCUUGGACAAAACUCUUCGCUUGGCUUCCGAAACCUGCUGAGUGUCAACGAGACACAAACCAGGUAUCGUGGUUGGCUGGUGCGGAGGGUCUGCUUCGCCUUGUUUGUGAGUGGGCGCAAGGUUUACGAGAGUCCUGUUAGCAACAGGCUGGAGAGACUCUGUCAGAGCAACAGGGUGAGGGAGGCGCUCACAGCAGAGCAUGAAGCAUCCGAGGGGGGAGACGGCCAAGGGCAGCUCAAACUCCUCUCACCAUACCAUGCCCUCGUUAACACCUGCAUUUCCUCUGGUUUCUUGAGAUUUGUAGGCUGGGCAGUGCUGAAGAUGUUUGCUUCCGUGUUCUACAGUAUUGAAGUUAACCUCAACCAUCUGUCGGCUUUGCACAGAGUCUCACAAGAGGGAUCUCCGCUGGUUUAUGUGUAUGUGCGUCAGAGCAUCAUGGACUAUGCUCUCAUCCCUCUCGUGCUCUUCUGUCACAACCUGAGAGUGCCAUACACUGUUUAUCCUCUGCAGAUAAACAGCUCCUCCCUAAGAUCAAUCCUGCAGAAAGUCGGUGUUAUCCUCCUGCCUCCUUCUGCACAGACUGAGCAAGAUGCUGAGAUGGACAGUUUGUACUCACCUGUCAUGACCUCUCUUGUACGUGAGCUGCUACAUGAGGGCCAGGCUAUAAGUGUCGGUGUGUCACCAGAGUCAGGCCAGGGUGGUCAGUGGCUGGCUCGCGUCAUCCAGAUCAUCAAAGAGAGAUCUGUCCCUGAUGUCCGUGUGGUCCCCGUGGGCAUCUCGUACGACUGUGUGCCCAAGACCAACAUACAGGUUGGCUUGAGAUCCGUGUUGCGGUGGAUGAUGUCCUUUCUCUGGUGGAAGCCAAAAGGAUGUGUGAGGAUCCACUUUGUCCUGCCCUUUUCUCUUAAGGAGAUGUGCGAGUCUAGGAGGUGUAGAGUAGAGGAAUGGCUCCCUCUUCAGGACCUGUUGCUUCCUGUAAUCCUCAACAACAGAACUGAAAACAUGUUUGGGAAAAGGAGGAUGUCAUGGCUCCUGCCUUCUUCUCAUUAUGCAUCUGAACUUGAAGAGCCAGGUCAUCCAGACAGAAACCUCAGCAUGGCCAUCAUCCAUCACCUCAUCUUCUCUGCAACUUCCUGCAUGGCUGUGAUGGCCACCAGUGCUGUGUCCAGCCUUCUGCUGUACAGACGACGCAAGGGCGUGAGCGUAUCUGGCCUGUGUCGUGAUGUGGAUUGGCUCAUCGACGAAGUCUUGUUGAGGAACAGAGACGUCGGCUUUGGAGGAACUUUAGCCAACGUUAUCCACUAUUCCCUCGCUCUGCUCGGCCCCCACCUCAUCAUAGCUGCUGUACCAUCCAGGAAAGACCCUUUCAUUGUGCCCCGUCCUUCCUUUGCUGCCACACUUCACCUCUUCCUCCAGGCCCAGACUGUCACACACACCUUUAUACUGGAAGCUGUUGGAGCAUGUGCGGUGUCGGCCAUGCUGUGUGAGGUGGCUUUCAGUGGUGUCAGCAGCAGGGUGAGGAGCGACGGCGUGGAGGGAGAGGAGGUCAAAGAGGACAUGGAGUUUGAUGUGGUGCUCUGCCAAUCCAACCUGACUGAGAGAGCCUUGCAGCUCUGCCAUCUCCUGCCACCAGGCUUCAUGCCACCCUGUCAGUCGUCCCAGAACUUCGCUCUGGAUGCCGUUGACAGUCUGGUACGCUGUGGCAUCCUGAUCAUAGAAGAAAUUCCCAGGGACGUUCCCAUCUGUGAUUUCUGGAAGAAGGACGGUAUUCUGACCUGGACCACCACUGACGACCCCUAUCACAGCGACUCUGACUGCGAGGAGCAGGACCUGCGCUCCUACAAGAUAAGGCAGCCAAGUCGGUGUCCUGAGAUGCUCUUCUUCCUCUGCAGUAUGCUAGCUGGACACCUGAGAGCCCUGUGCUGGACCACCAUGGGACUGGACCACAUUGACACACCUCUGGCGAAAGCUGAGUUUGUGGCUCAGAUACGCUCCCAUCUGUGUGACACAGCGAAUGAGAAGAAGCAGUACUAUGAGAGCUGCUCAGAGGAGGCGGCACACACUGCAGUUAGAACACUAAUAGACCUCGGGGUCCUUUCGGAGGAGCGCCAGGAGGAAGGCGUUCUCCUGGGUGUUGGUCCUUUGUUCCAGUUGUCAGAAAACAGGCAGAAACUGCACCGCUUCAUCUCACAGUACCUCUUCAAUUAAUGUGUUUAACUGGGAAGAAUGACUCAAGGCCUCAACACGGCUUUGUUUUGUUGCAGAGUCUGACCUCAUCCGCUGUUAGUGUCAGGAAAGCUUGUGUUCGCUGUUAAAAAAAGAUGCACGCUGAGCCAGGACGCUCGUGUUUUUAGGUUAAUUGCGUUUUUGAUUUUUCAAUGAUGAGACAUUGAUUUUAAGUUUAUCUUUAGUAAUAGCAUUAGCAUAAAGCCACAGGAGAUGAGGAUUAUGAGGUCCCUGUAAUCAGCAGCGAGGACUCAUGUCGGAUGAUGCAGCUCGGUGCAGCUUGUGCUUCCAACAUGUUUAUUUUCUAACCAAGGCUCCUCAGGUUUUGUUUGUUCCAUGUGAAAAUGUUUCCGUUGGGCUUUUGUUCAAGUUAAAUAAUGUUCAUGCUGGCAAUAAAUAAAUUCAGCACCUGCACAAGAGUAGGUUUCAUGCAGACAAACUAAAAUCCUUGACAGUAGUUUAUCAGAUAUAACUUCCACCACACGGUGCCUCAUUGUGAGUAGUUCUCCUGCUGAAUGUAGAUCAUUCUGUGCUGAGUCAGACCUCUGGAGAGUCCGUCUGUUUGACGUCGACCUUUUGACAUCAAGAUCCAGAGACAAAAUCGAUGCCUCACUUUGAUCGGGACAUAGAGCUUUUUCAGGCAGACGUUAAUAUUUUGGGCAUUUACAGCCGACUGUUUCUACAACCAACAGUCACUGCAGCUGCUUUUUUCAAAACCCCUAAAUCAAGCAGCAGUGGUUCAGCUUUCAUCGACCGUGAGCCUCCACUGCCCUCCGGUGUUGAACUGAUGAUACUGUUGAGUCCGAAAUCGAAUCUGAUGCCGGUUUGCCUUUAAAAGCAAAUAAUACUCAAAGCAGUCGGUGUACAUAUAUAUAGAAACAGAUUUUUGGGUGUGAUAUUGACGGACAUUUUCCAACAAUGCAAGUGCACACAGGAAACGGAGGGGCUCAAAGAAAUAGUUGUGAAUGGUGGUGAAACAACUUCAAAACAAAAUCAGUAAAUUGGCAUUUUAAAGUCAUUUUAAAGUCACCAGUCAACUGAUGCAAGUAUUUUACAGUGUAAAGCAGCUACUGAUUUCUUGUACACCAAAUACACACACAGUAUACUAUAUAGAGCUGCAUAACAUGCGGACGUUUGGGGAUUCAUUUUAAAAUUCUAUGUAAUAUUUUACUCAAUUUUAGCCAUUCUUUUUAACACAGGAGAAGAAGUAUUUGUCACUCCUACACACGGCAUCUCCACAACAGAAGGGACGUCAUGAAACUACCAAAUACGCACUAUAUUGAAGAUGACAAUGGGCAGAUUGAGAUUAGAAAUCACAAGUCACACAUGUGCGCUACACAGAGUUAAUUAGGUUGCUGAUGCUGCUUGUGGGAUGUCCACUCCUCCUGAAGGACUUGGUGAAGUUCGUGGACAUUCUGGAAGACGGUCACGUUGUCAGACAUGUCAGUCCAGAGCAUCAUGUGGCAGAUUGUCGGUCUUCUAAAUAGUGGAUUCAAGUCCAACUGAUAAGCCAUCAUCCAGGAGGCAAAAAGCCCAUUCUCACUUGCCUGUCAUCUGUGGUAUCGUGUCAUUUGAAAAAAGCAGCAUUUUUUUUGAGGUGGUCUUUAAUAAUUACCGGUCAGAUUAGAGUCUGUUUACUGGCCAUUCAAAGCCACAUCUGACCAGGAUGUGGAUUAGCUCCAAAAAUGAGAUUUUUUUACUUUUCCUCUCAGUCAUGAAAGACCAUUUGCAUGCUGCAUUUUAAUUUUUUGUUCCGUUUAAUUAUAAUUACUACACAAUUUAUUCUAAUUAAAGAAGAAGAAGCUGCCAGCACGGGUAAAGGGAUUCAGUUUUUUUUUUUAUGAUGCAAAUUUUCAAUAAUUUCUUUAAAAGUGUGAGUCUUAACUCAUUUCAUAUUCAAGACAGUCAUUCUGUCUGCACAAGUAGAAAAACACCACAUUAUGUGACUUUUAGAGGCAGCUGGAGCUUUUUGGUUUGGGUAUUGCAGAGAUCGCACUGCAGAUGACUCCUUAGGGACAAUAUCUGUCAGUGCAAAAUGUAAAAGGACAAAAUAAUGCAAUGCCUCAUUUUGAAUCCGAGCAUUUCACACAUUGUGAGUGGUUCAGUGGUCAAACGUGUAAUGACCAGAUUCACUCAUCACGCUACCGCAAAUUGUACAUGAGUGCAUUUGGUCCUGGGAUUUCCCUGAAGCUUUCUGUGAGUGAAAAAAUGAAGACUUCUGUGAUUUGAACAGAGAGAGAAUGAAGCAAGGAGUUGCAUGAAUCAAAGUCCAGAUCAAGGAAAUUAUUAAGAAUUUUCUCCCGGGAAAUAUAAAGGACACUUUCUGA
Molecule: messenger RNA, 5229 nt
Organism: Amphiprion ocellaris (clown anemonefish)
Lineage: Eukaryota; Metazoa; Chordata; Actinopteri; Pomacentridae
Gene: gpat2
Product: glycerol-3-phosphate acyltransferase 2, mitochondrial
Exons: 25
Coding region: 488-2884 (798 amino acids)
Cellular component (GO): mitochondrial membrane
Source: RefSeq, a predicted model, not a curated record